GCCACUCGGAAUUCUACAUUGAGGGUUUUCAAGUCUUCAACAACUCGACCGUUCAUUCUAGAAAUUCACCUUGAUUGAUAAUAACAUAGACGUUUCAAAUCUCCAAUUAAUGUUCAAAAAUGGAUAAAUCAUCUGUGACAACAUCAGCAUUACACGUUUCUAACAUAUUCGAUGUUUCUAAUAAAGUCGCGAUCGUGACUGGUGGAGGAACAGGGAUCGGUUCAAUGAUUGCUCGUACUUUAGCUUCGAAUGGUGCAAAAGUUUAUAUAAUCUCUAGACGUUUAGAGACCUUGAAAGACUGUAUAAAAUCGUUCGAGAAAGAUAAUAUGAAUCAUAUUGGGAGAUUGAUUGCUCUAAAAGGAGAUGUAAGUGGUAAAGUUGGGGUUGAAGAAAUUAAGAAAAAAAUGGAAGAAAUCGAACCUUGUUUGGAUCUUUUAAUCAAUAAUGCAGGCAUAACACAUAAACACCCAUUAAGAGAACCAAAGACAAUCGAAAGUAUAUCAAAAGCAAUGUGGGCAGUAGAAGAAGACGAAGCAGAAUCGAUUUAUAAAACAAAUGUUUUAGGACCUUAUUAUUUAUCUGCUGCACUUUUGCCUUUACUUGGUAAAUCGAAAUCUAAUCCACAAAUCAUUAAUAUAUCAAGUGUUUCAAGUUUUAUGAGAAGCGGUAGUAAUACUGGGUUAAUCUAUCCAAUGUCAAAGGUAGCUUUGAAUCAUUUAACCAAAAUCUUAGCAACAGAAUUAUCAGGUACUAAUGUUAGAUGUAAUGCUAUCUGUCCUGGACUUUUCAAAUCCCAAAUGGGCGAUAUGCUAGAAUCUCAACCAGAACUAUACUCUCGUAUAUUGAAAGACAUACCAGCUGGGAGAUCGGGAGCUGAAGAAGAAAUGGCAGGGGCGAUCUUAUUCUUGACUAGUCGACAUCAGAGUUUUGUCAAUGGUGCAAUUAUUCCAGUGGAUGGAAGUAUUCUGGGUGUCAAGCCUGGCACCUAUUAGCUUGAGAUACAUCUACCGCAUCCAAAUAUAGUGUUGCGAUUCAGAAUGAAAAAUUUCAAAGAUAUCCGAAGGGACAGGCUCUUAAAGUUAUUCAAAGUAUUCAAAUGUAAACUUUUGUGUCGAGAUAAGUUAAAAAUGUAGUGUAAUAAGGUGUACAGGGUAGUUUGUUCGAAAUAUUUUGCAAUGUCACACUUGAUUCAGAUUCGAAAG
This is a messenger RNA of Melampsora larici-populina 98AG31, 1202 nucleotides long. RefSeq lists its product as uncharacterized. The record is from RefSeq and is a predicted model, not a curated record. The transcript has 5 exons. Gene Ontology annotation, molecular function: oxidoreductase activity. NCBI's taxonomy places the organism in Eukaryota, Fungi, Basidiomycota, Pucciniomycetes, Pucciniales, Melampsoraceae. Bases 120 to 992 code for a protein of 290 amino acids.